Messenger RNA from Strigops habroptila (Kakapo), 1155 nucleotides. It is a transcript of the gene EFCAB10, whose product is annotated as EF-hand calcium binding domain 10. The transcript has 4 exons. The record is from RefSeq and is a predicted model, not a curated record. The coding region runs from base 500 to 886 and encodes 128 amino acids. NCBI's taxonomy places the organism in Eukaryota, Metazoa, Chordata, Aves, Psittaciformes, Psittacidae.
CAAGCCCACUCGCAGCAAGGGAGCCCAGAUGGCGGAUGGUGGACGGGGAGCAGCGCCGGGUGUCGGGUGCAUCCCCGCCUGCGGACGGGAAUGCGGCUGAAGGCGAGAGACCUGCUUAAACGUUAAAAACAACGCGCGUAGCUCGGUUUCCCCGCGCAGUGCCGCGGCUGCGGCGCGCAGCAGUAACGCGCUGGGAGCGGUGUCCUGGUGCCAUCCGGACGAGCCAAGUUUCUGCUUCCCGCUUCCCACCCUCUGGAGCGCGGCGGCGCCAACAGCAGCGCUCCGUGGCCGCAGUGCCUCGCCUCACGCCCCGGGCGGGCUGGGGAGCUCCGGCGAACCGAGCCCAGCCCAGCCCAGCCCCACCUCCGCCUCCUGCUCGCAUCGGCUUCCUGCGCCCCGCGUGCGACCAGCUCCCGCCCGCUCCCGGGGCCGGGCUCCCCUCAGGCAGCCCGGGGCGGGGCGGGGCGGGCCAACGGCGGCGGUGUCCCAGCAACGCGGCAUGGCGGCGGGCGAGCGGCAGGGCCGCGACUACCUGCAGCGGCACCGGAUCCCCGAGCUGCUGCACCGCCUCAGCGCGCUGGUGCUCUACCACAGGCCCGACAGACCACGCGAGUUCCUGGUCCAGGCGCUGGAGAAGGUGAAGGACGGGCGGCGGGCCGAGGGCGAGUACCCGAACCUCAUGGACGAGGACAACGUGGUCGCCAUGUUCGGCUUGCUGGACGUGGUGGGCCAGGGGCACAUAACGGCAGCGCAGCACAGGGAAGCUCUUAAAACUUUGGGACUGAGCACUGAGGAUCUGCAGAUCGAAGAUGAUGCGAUUAUCACACUGGAGGUAUUCACGGAGGAAGUGAAGAAAAGGAUGCUGGAGAGCUGGGCCGUGCAUUAGUUUGAGUCUGCUACAUGUAUUAGAAAAAAGCAUCUUGCUUAAUUCUUUUCUGAGUAGCUGAGUUUAAGCAGUACCCUCUUUCUCACCCUGCCCUGACAGAGCAACCACCUGAAAAGGACCAAUGACAAGAACUUGUUCAUGUUUACCACGUAGUGGAGGGGUGGCUUUUGAGAACUGCUUUUCUUAAUGCAACACAGUAUUUAUGUAAUGGUUAGGGAGAAACUAAAAAAAAAGUCUGAAUAAAGACAACCCAUUGAUAUAUUCCUUCA